This is a messenger RNA of Xenia sp. Carnegie-2017, 2964 nucleotides long. Its product is annotated as DNA ligase 4-like. Lineage: Eukaryota; Metazoa; Cnidaria; Anthozoa; Malacalcyonacea; Xeniidae. The record is from RefSeq and is a predicted model, not a curated record. Gene Ontology annotation, molecular function: DNA binding; ATP binding; DNA ligase (ATP) activity. The transcript has 28 exons. Gene Ontology annotation, cellular component: DNA ligase IV complex; DNA-dependent protein kinase-DNA ligase 4 complex. Bases 32 to 2863 code for a protein of 943 amino acids. Gene Ontology annotation, biological process: nucleotide-excision repair, DNA gap filling; DNA recombination; DNA biosynthetic process.
GACUCAGAUUUGUUGACCCGAUCAAGUAAACAUGGCGUCCAAAUUAGAAGUGGCGCUUCAAGUUCCUUUUCGCGAUAUUUGUAUGCUCCUAGAGAAGAUUCACGAAAUCAAAGGAACAGACAAGAAAAAGAAUAUGCUGAACUCUUUUAUAGCCUCUUGGCGUGAUACUCACCAUAAAAUACACGGAAAUACUCAAACAGAGGAUUCAUUUUUUCCUGCAAUGAGAUUACUCUUGCCUCAAUUUGACAAAGAACGGCCCGCGUAUGGCUUGAAGGAGGUUGCAUUAGCAAAGCACUACAUCGAAAUCCUGAGCAUUGGGAAAGAAAGCAUGGACGCUAAAAAGCUACUCAAUUACAAGGCACCUAACCAUGCCAGCAAGAAUGCUGGCGACUUCGCAACUGUCGCUUAUUUUGUCUUAGUGAACAGAUGUCCGGAGAAAGGAAGUCUAAAUAUCAAGCAAGUCAACGAUCUACUAACUAAAUUGGCAAUGGGAAAUAGUGAGCGUAAAAAAUCCGAAAUGAGAAAUGCCUUGCAGAGUCUUUUGAGAAAUACUAGUGCUCUUGAACAGAAAUGGUUGAUUCGGAUCAUUUUGAAGGAACUAAAAGGAGGCAUCAGCGACAAAAGUGUAUUCGAUGUUUUUCACCCAGAUGCAAUGGAAUUGUAUAACGUUUGUAGCUCAUUGUCGAAGGUGUGUGAAGAUUUGCGAGACCCCACGGUGAGAACAAGCGAUACGGAUAUAAAAUUGUUUUCAGCAUUCAAACCGAUGUUAGGACAGCGUGCGGCCAUUGACGAGGUGGAAAAAUUGAUGAAUGUAGAUGAGUUUUACAUUGAAACGAAACUUGACGGUGAAAGAUUCAUGCUUCAUCGUGAAGAGAACACGUUCAAGUAUUUCUCCCGAGGAUCUAAUGAUUAUACUGCAACCUUUGGAGCUUCACCGAAGGAAGGAUACCUUACCCCCUUCAUUGCGGACUGUUUUCCCAGUAAAGUAAAAUCUUGCAUCCUUGACGGAGAGAUGAUGGCUUUCGAUGCGUCGAACAAAGCAAAAUUCCUAUCAAAAGGAGAGAACAUUGAUUUUAAAAGUGCUAAGACGUAUUCAUCGAAUGCAGGUCUUCAUCCAUGUUUCGUCGUUUUCGAUGUUAUAUUUGUGAAUGGUAAAAGUAUAGCUAGUCUUCCUCUCAAAGAACGACUACAAAACCUAGAGAAGAUAUUCACAGCAGUUCCUGGUAGAAUAGAACGCGUCCAGCGUGAGCAAGCGUCGAAGAGACAAGAUGUUAUUGUAGCAUUAAACAAUGCUGUUGACAAGUACGAAGAAGGUUUGCUAAUCAAGUCACCAUCAUCGAUAUAUCAACCAAAUAUUAGAAACGGAAGUGGAUGGUUGAAAAUUAAACCCGAAUAUGUUAACGGUUUGGCAGAUGAGUUGGAUGUUAUUAUAAUUGGAGGAUACUUUGGUAGCGGGUCACGUGGCGGAAUGAUUUCUCAUUUUUUAUGUGGUGUAUCUUGUCCUUCAUCGAUACACGACGAAGAAGCAGCAAAGUUUUACUCAUUUUGUAAAGUUGGUUCGGGAUAUACAAAUAAAGAACUGAAAGAUCUGUCUCAUCAUUUAGAUCCUUACUGGAGAAAAUUUGAUGCAAAGAAACCUCCCACGAUGAUAGAGUUCACAAACGGUUUCAAGGAGAAACCUGAUGUUUGGAUAGAACCGCGGAAUUCUAAAAUAGUUCAAGUUAAAGCCGCAGAAAUUGUUCCCUCUGACAAUUACAAAACAGGUCAAACGUUACGUUUUCCUCGCGUUGAGAAAAUCCGCGAUGACAAAACCUGGAAUGAGUGUCUGGACAUUAACGAACUUGAGAGAAUACGAACGAUUGCAAAAGGCAAACUGACGUAUCAACACGCCACGACCAGUGACGAACAUGUCACGAAGAAGAAUAAGAGAAUAGUGACACGAAUCGAGAGCCCGCUAAAAGUUGCCAAACAUUUUGCAGCUGCCAACACGAGUAAUGUAGAAGAGAAAUCUCGGAUAUUUGAAGGCAAGGAAUUUUACAUUGUGAAUGGUCCACCAGAUUGUGGCAAAGUAGAACUGGAGGGAAAGAUUUUAGAGGUAAAUGAAACGUUCUUCCUCUCCCUCUUCGAUGAAUGCUCAACGUGUUUAUGUUUAUCAACUAAGAAUGGUGGAAAGGUUGUUCAAAAUCCUGGCAAAGACACGCAUUGCGUCAUCGCUCACAAGAGCAACGUCAGAGUGACUAACAUAAUUAAACAAACGAUAUAUGACAUUGUUAAUGCAUCUUGGUUGUUGGAAAGUUUAGAACGCAAGCAGAUGGUGCCAUGGUUACCAUGUCACAUGAUCCACAUGUCAUCGAAGACAAUAGAGAAGUUUUCUCUUGAGUACGAUGAGAACGGUGACAGUUUCACCAAAGACUUGAACGUUGAAACUUUGAAGGAAAUUUUUAAAAAAUUAGAUGAAAGACAAAACGUAGUGAAGUUGACAAGAAAUGACAUAAUUGAAGUGGAAGAGAGAUACAUCACCAACUCAACCCUAGGUCUCUUUAGAUCAUACAGAUUUUACGUGGAUAGAUACUCGACAAUUGGUGAUCCACACACGCGCCUACCCAGCAGUAGCCUUCACGUGCAGACAUAUGUGCUACGUUAUUAUGGUGGACAUAUAAGUGACACUUUUGACGAAGAAGUCAGUCACGUGAUCACGAGCCCGCGGGAUUUCUCGAGGGUACCAGUCAUUCAACAGAUAAUGCACAGGAGAACACGUUUCGCGCACAUUGUAACAGAAACAUGGAUUACCGAGUGUGUGCAAGUUGGUGCUAUAUUAAAAGAACAAGAUUACCGUCCAAUAAUUGAUGAUGUUUUGGAAUAAAUUAAAAAAAUGGACAAUUUACAUUAUCAGAAUCAAUGUUCUUCACGUCGUUUAUUGUUAUGUAGAUAAAUUUUGACCACAAAACACUAUAAAUACCUCAA